UCGAUCUGGGCUCGAGUCCGCAACAGCAGAGUGCGGCGUCUGCUCCCUGCUCGUCCCCUCGGCGACUUUCCCUUCUCCUCCGCGGCCGUCUCCCGACCCCGGCGACGCCUCCUCCCUCCUGCUCCUCCUCCUCGUCGAUCUCGUCGCGGGUACCAUGGCGAGGUUGGUGUCCACCGCCCUCGUGAAGGGACUCGUGAGGUCGUGCCGCGCAUCCAGCACAGCUGCUGUUGUGUCACGACCAGCUAUCCAGCAGUUUAUGAACUACUCAUCAAGUCUUGGCAGAGCUCCUAAUGCAAAUGGGGAAUCUACAACACGAGUAGCUGCUGAUCCUGAUACACAUCAAGAUUUCCAGCCAACAAGCAAAAGUUCAGGCAUGUCUUUGCACGACAUCGUCGCUCAGGACAUCAAGGAGAAACCAGUCUUGAUCUAUAUGAAGGGUUAUCCUGAUUCUCCAAGGUGUGGGUUCAGUGCACUGGCAGUUAAGGUCCUCCAGCAAUAUGGUGUCCCUAUCAGUGCUAGAGAUAUUCUGUCAGAUCUCAAGCUCAAAGAGAGUGUUAAAGCCCACACUAACUGGCCUACAUUUCCACAAAUAUUUAUCAAAGGAGAGUUUGUUGGGGGAUCCGAUAUCAUACUAAACAUGCACCAGAAGGGUGAACUUAAGGAUCUGCUCAGCGAUAUCGCGCAAAAAGGCGAACAAAAUGGUGGCUCAUGAACAAGCCACACUUUGGAUGCGUAUUUGUGUUCCUUGUUGUUUGAUCUGGUCGUGCCAACCGUGAUGGAAAAUCCCUCAGUGGCUCAAUUCCAGAACUCCAGGAGUAUCCCAUGUUCUCUUCAAUGACAAAUAAACACCACGACACUUCUUUGGUGUGCGCUGUGCUUUCCGCCUGAUAUCGAUCAUUAGUUUCAAGAUGCAUGGGGUGCAUUAGGCUCCUUUCCUUUUGAGCUGAACGAUAGCUGCAACAGCAAACGAUGAGGCUAUGCCAUACUCAUAUGUGAUACUGUUCUCUACCAGUUAAUUUUGCUUGUGUUCUUAA
Molecule: messenger RNA, 1034 nt
Organism: Phragmites australis (common reed)
Lineage: Eukaryota; Viridiplantae; Streptophyta; Magnoliopsida; Poales; Poaceae
Product: monothiol glutaredoxin-S4, mitochondrial-like
Exons: 8
Coding region: 155-712 (185 amino acids)
Source: RefSeq, a predicted model, not a curated record